CGGCGGAUCGCAGGCCCCGGCGGCGCGGGGCUCGGCUGCCUCCCGCCCCAGCCCCAUGAACCGGCCGGACGGCUCCGCUGCGGCGGCGGCGACGGGAGCGCAGAAUUGUGCUGCUUGAAUUUCCCUGCGCUGCCACGAGAGAAGAAUUGAAAUUCAAAGCACAGAUUCUGCCAGUGCUGCCAGCGAGUUCAUAAAAUUACUCACAUGAAUAUUCCCUCGGCUCAAAGGCAACUGCUUGCAGUCCUUAAACCUGUCUGGGACUACCUGAAGUUAUUGGGAGCCCAAGCGAAUGGCUGACGAAAGCAACAGCAGUGGGAGGAGGAGCUCUUCCAGCAGGGAGCGAAAGGAGAGAUGGCUGUUUGCCUUGGAGAAGAUGACAACUAAAAGACAACGUGACAAAGCUGUGCGUGUUGUUGAACGCUCCGUAGAAGGCAGAUCACAGACUUCUUUCUCCUUUUGCAAGAAAAGGGAAUCAGUCAACAAAAUUAAAAGGGAGUGUUUGAAGAGGAGCCCGCGGAGCCCAAAAGCAGAGGGCUCCGAUUCGGUGACAUCUCAGUCCUCACCCAGUGAAGAGGCUGGAAUGAUGACUGAGGUGAAGGUGAAAACAGAGGUACCGGAUGACUACAUCGAGGAGGUGAUCUGGCAGGAUGACACCAAAGAUUCCAAGAAGAACGUAAAAGAUGGGCCGGGAGAUGUGCCAGCAGAGAUCUGCGUGGUGAUCGGAGGGGUCCGCAACCAGCAGACGCUCGGGUCUUAUGAGUGUGGAAUAUGUGGGAAGAAAUACAAGUAUUACAACUGUUUCCAGACCCAUGUGCGAGCGCAUAGAGACACUGAAGCUGCCUCAGGUGAAGGAGCCUCACAAGGCAACAACUUCAGGUACACGUGUGACAUUUGCGGGAAAAAAUAUAAAUAUUAUAGCUGCUUCCAAGAGCACAGAGACCUGCACGCUGUGGAUGUUUUUAGUGUGGAAGGGGCCCCAGAAAACCGGGCAGACCCCUAUGACCAGGCCGUCAUAGCAGCAGAAGAAGUGAAGGAGGAGGAGCCGGAACCGUUCCAGAAGAUUGGUCCAAAAACUGGCAAUUAUACCUGUGAGUUCUGUGGCAAGCAGUACAAAUACUACACUCCAUAUCAAGAGCACGUGGCACUGCAUGCACCUAUUAAGUUCUCUCGAUCUCCACUCUUCGUGGCAGUGAAGACACAGGGGAGCCAAUCCAGCAAAAAAACACCGACCUCAAUAAACCGAUGUUCCACCCUCCUGCAUCGCACCCCUUCCGGUGUCCCACCGACGUCCCAAUCCCAGAUGUUCCGCGCUCCAAAUUCCGGAUCCCCAGGAAGCAAGGCCAUCACAGCAGAAAGUGCUUUCAGCAGGAGAGUGGAAGGCAAAACGCAGAACAACUUUGAAGAAACAAACAGCAACUCCCAGAACUCCAGCGCUGUUCAUUCGGGAACAGAAAAACCUAAAGAAAAGAGAUGUAAGCAGAACCCAUCAGAGCCUUACACCUGUGGAGCUUGUGGAAUCCAGUUCCAGUUUUAUAACAAUCUCCUGGAGCACAUGCAGUCCCAUGCAGCUGACAACGAGAACAAUAUUGCCUCUAGCCAGCCCAGAUCACCUCUACCUGUUGUUGAAGAGAAGUGGAAACCACAGCUCCAAAGAAAUAACGCUAACAACACCUCUGCGAGCGGCUCCUUAGGGAACAGCGCGAUCCCGGAGAAGGAGCGGCAGAACAUCGCCGAGAGGCUCCUGAGGGUGAUGUGCACGGACCUCGGGGCUCUCAGCGUGGUGAGCGGGAAGGAGUUCAUCAAGCUGGCACAGACCCUGGUGGAUAGCGGAGCUCGCUAUGGUGCCUUCUCAGUCACCGAGAUCCUUGGUAAUUUCAACACACUGGCUCUGAAGCAUUUGCCUCGGAUGUACAACCAAGUGAAGGUGAAAGUCACCUGCGCUCUGGGCAGCAACGCCUGCCUGGGCAUCGGGGUCACUUGUCACUCGCAGAGCAUUGGCCCCGAUUCUUGCUACAUCCUAACAGCUUAUCAGGUGGAAGGCAACCACAUCAAGAGUUACGUCCUGGGAAUUAAGGGCAUAGAUAUUCGAGAUAAUGGUGAUUUUAUCCACCACUGGGUACAGAACGUGCUCUCAGAGUUUGUGAUGUCAGAGAUCAGGACGGUGUACGUCACAGACUGCAAAGUCAAUUCCUCUGCGUUCUCCAAGGCAGGCAUGUGCUUGCGUUGUUCUGCCUGUGCCUUGAACUCAGUAGUGCAGAGCGUGCUGAAUAAGCGAACUCUACAGGCUCGCAAUAUGCACGAGGUGAUCGAGCUCCUGAAUGUCUGUGAAGAUCUGGCAGGAUCCACGGGCCUCUCAAAGGAGACCUUUGGCUCCCUGGAGGAGACUUCUCCCCCGCCCUGCUGGAACUCGGUCACCGACUCCCUCCUACUGGUGCACGAGCGCUACGAGCAGAUCUGCGAGUUUUACAGCAGGGCCAAGAAGAUGAACCUCAUCCAAAACCUGAACAAGCACCUGCUCAGCAACCUGGCGGCUAUUUUGGCGCCGGUGAAGCAGGCUGUGAUUGAGUUGAGCAACGAGAGCCGGCCCACCUUGCAGCUGGUACUGCCCACCUACGUUAAACUGGAGAAACUGUUCACUUCCAAAGCUAACGAUGCUGGCGUGGUCAGCAAACUGUGCCACCUCUUCUUGGAGGCACUGAAGGAGAAUUUCAAGGUUCACUCGGCACACAAGGUAGCCAUGAUCUUAGACCCACAGCAGAAGCUGCGGCCUGUCCCACCGUACCAGCAUGAAGAGAUCAUUGGCAAGGUCUGUGAGUUGAUUAACGAGGUGAAAGAGUCCUGGGCCGAAGAGACAGAGUUUGAACCUUCGACCAAGAAGCCGCGGGCAGCGGGGGAAGCCGCAGCAGCUCAGGAAGAAGAUUGGUUCGGGAAAAAUGAAGUCUACGAUUACUUGCAGGAACCUCUCUUCCAGGCCACUCCUGACCUCUUUCAGUACUGGUCGUGUGUUACCCAAAAGCAUACAAAACUAGCCAAGCUGGCCUUUUGGCUCUUAGCAGUGCCUGCUGUUGGUGCCAGAAGUGAAUGUGUAAAUAUGUGUGAGCAGGCGCUCUUAAUCAAAAGGAGGCGGCUACUCAGUCCAGAAGACAUGAACAAACUCAUGUUUUUGAAGUCCAACAUGCUUUAAGACUGUCUUUUAAUUAAAACAAAACUUUAAAACACUGUUCCAAACAAAGAAAAAAAGAAUUUAAGUUCUAAACACUGUGGACCUCAUUAUGAAUGCCCCUGGAAACCAAGUGCUUUUUUAUAUAUAUAUAAAAAUAUAAAUAUAUAUAAAAUUAAGUUUGAGAGGAAAGCUGAGCACGGGAGAGAGAACAGCCCUCUGCCAGGAACGUGCUCCUUUCCAUAGAUAGUGUGUGGACUUGACAGACUUUCUAAUGUUUUCAAGUGGGCAGACCAAUGGGAGGCUGAUGUUCUAAAGUCUUCAGGCAGCUGAGAUCUAAAGUGACUUGAAGUUUCUUUUGUUUCUCCUCCACCCCACCUUUCCUCUUGUCCCCUAGGCCAUCUUGCCAUGGAUAAUCAGACUACAUUGAACAGAGCAGUUCUGCACUGGACUUUGCUCCUUUGAAUAACUGUACACCUUGAGGGCAUUUGUCUACAGCCUUCUUGACAUACGGUGCACGUUAUCAGGGCAGCUGUGUUUUACAAACACCAAUAUCUUUAGAAAUCAGGAAGGGAGACUUUGAUUUUUUACUGUUAUUAUUCACUUCUUCAUAUAGGGUUUUUCCAAAAAAAAAAAAAAAAAA
This is a messenger RNA of Coturnix japonica (Japanese quail), 3803 nucleotides long. The record is from RefSeq and is a predicted model, not a curated record. NCBI's taxonomy places the organism in Eukaryota, Metazoa, Chordata, Aves, Galliformes, Phasianidae.